Messenger RNA from Clupea harengus (Atlantic herring), 722 nucleotides. RefSeq names its product doublecortin domain-containing protein 1-like. Gene Ontology annotation, cellular component: midbody. The record is from RefSeq and is a predicted model, not a curated record. NCBI's taxonomy places the organism in Eukaryota, Metazoa, Chordata, Actinopteri, Clupeiformes, Clupeidae. Gene Ontology annotation, molecular function: microtubule binding. Gene Ontology annotation, biological process: intracellular signal transduction; regulation of mitotic cytokinesis.
GAUCCUCUCCAUGACUUAAAAAAAACCGCUGGACUUGGUAAAGCCUUGAGAAUCUUUCAUAUUUAUACGUUAAUUAACACACAUCAGUCUGGCCUCUUACUGACCUCCAGAGCCAGGCGUAGAGGGUGAGCUGGACCCUGCUGAGGCCCAAGCCCUUCCCCUGGUCACAGAGGCUGAUGUGGACACAGUGGACCAGGCUCUGCUGGCUCUGGUCCUCAGAGAGCCCGUCCCCGUGUGGAUGUCCUGUGGGGAGCCCUUUCGGCCGCCUGAUGUUGUCAAACUAAUCGAGAGGCAAAGAGCGGCUCGCUGGAUGAAGAAGGGGAAGCUGUGUGUGGACUUGGAGAUCAGGAGGCACAAACUGAGGCAGCAGAAAGCCCGACUGCCACCCAGCCAAGACUCAUCCAGCCUGAUCUCCCAAACUAUCCGAAGGGCCUCUGAAACAACAGCUGAGCUCAACUCCUCCGAGACACACAUCAGUGUGGAGGAGUCAGUGCUGGAGCGGGAAUGUAGGGAAGAUCUCCUUAAGGAGGGGUCAAUAAGCGCUACACACAACCUCUACCAUCAGCCCAAGGUCAAGAGGGUACUGGUGCACUGCAACGGCGGGGACAUUACUCAAUCGGUGUAUGUCUGGGGCAGAACCAUUGAUGAGGUAACGCCUUGCAUAUGCCUCCAAGAGAUGUGGAACCCACAAUAAUUAACGAGUUCACCUUUAAAUGUAGAGU